AUGCCAAGUUGAGUUGGUGGUGAAUACUCUGCAAUGUUGGCUCUCGGAGUGGGCUUGACACCACCAAUCCAAUUUUCGAGGAAAUGCAGAAGCUCAAGGGGUGGAUUUGGGGUUUGGGCGGAUGGGUUUCCAUCAUUUCUUCCGAAAGAAGUCGAGGAAAUCAAAGACCCAUUUGCUCGAAAGCUGGCUAAAAGGAUCGAACGACUGCCCGUACAGUUGCAGGUUGGUAUGUCAGAGAAAUGCAUUAUGAGUAGUUGUGUGAAGCCAUUGUUGGAGACAGAGAAAAAUCCUGUGGUUCUCCUUCAUGGUUUUGACAGCUCUUGUUUAGAAUGGAGAUAUGCAUACCCAUUGCUGGAGGAAGCUGGGCUGGAGACUUGGGCUGUGGAUAUUCUUGGCUGGGGCUUUUCUGAUUUAGAAAGGCUUCCUUCUUGUGACGUGGGCCACGUGGCAUCAAAGCGGAAUCACCUCUGUCAGUUUUGGAGGUCCUACAUCAAAAAGCCUAUGAUUUUAGUAGGACCAAGCCUUGGUGCUGCUGUUGCAAUUGAUUUUGCAGUGAACCAUUCAGAAGCUGUAAAACAGCUGGUGUUGAUUGAUGCAAGUGUGUACACUAAAGGCACCGGAGAUCAAACUAAAUUACCUAGAAUAGUAUCCUAUGCAGGGGUAUCUUUACUGAAGAGCAUCCCUCUGAGGAUGUAUGCGACUCUUUUGUGCUUCAAUAAUAUUUCAUUUACCACCAGCUUAGACUGGACCAAAGUGGGCCGCUUACAUUGCCUAUUACCUUGGUGGAAAGAUGCCACUGUUGGUUUUAUGAAUACUGGCGGCUACGAUGUUAUCUCCCUAAUAGAACAGGUUAAGCAGGAGACGCUUAUCAUCUGGGGUGAGGAUGACCAGAUUAUCAGCAGCAAGCUUGCAGUGAGAUUACAAUGUGAACUGCCAAAUGCAAUUGUGCGCCAAAUACCAGAUUGUGGUCAUAUCCCUCAUGUCGAGAAGCCAGAUCCUGUUGCCAAGUUGAUUGUCGACUUCAUUCGAGGCAGUAGCUGCUGAGAGGCCAAAUUCCUUUCCAACAUAUGUUCAAAACAAAAUGAUACUGCCACAAGGGUGGAUGGAGAUGGAGAAAUAUGUUUGAUGAGUAUUAUGGUGUUAAUAGGGAUGAUGGUGGUGAUUUGCUAAUGAUAAUGAUGAUCAAGAGGAUAAGCUGUAUGGAGGAUGAACAUGAAGCAUUGAUAGUAAAUCACAUAUUGUUCAUGAACUAUUAUUGGAAGUUACGCAUUGCAUGACGUACUUGUGC
Molecule: messenger RNA, 1288 nt
Organism: Telopea speciosissima
Lineage: Eukaryota; Viridiplantae; Streptophyta; Magnoliopsida; Proteales; Proteaceae
Product: protein ABHD14B
Exons: 11
Coding region: 34-1044 (336 amino acids)
Molecular function (GO): catalytic activity
Source: RefSeq, a predicted model, not a curated record